Molecule: messenger RNA, 3423 nt
Organism: Lipotes vexillifer (Yangtze River dolphin)
Lineage: Eukaryota; Metazoa; Chordata; Mammalia; Artiodactyla; Lipotidae
Gene: RBM15
Product: RNA binding motif protein 15
Exons: 3
Coding region: 86-3103 (1005 amino acids)
Molecular function (GO): RNA binding
Source: RefSeq, a predicted model, not a curated record
GGCGCCUUCCCGGAGCGCGGGGAGAUGUAAAGACAGACAAAUAGUUUUCCCAAUGAGACUGUAGAAGAGAGGAGCUAUUUGACCAAUGAAGACUGCGGGGCGGGAACAUCUGCCGCGGCGGAGUCCAAGAUGGCGGCGUGCGGUUCCGCUGUGUGAAACGAGCGCGGGGCGGCGGGUUAGUCAGUUUCGCGGAGAAGACCUCCGACGACCCGCUACAAUGAAGGGAAAAGAGCGCUCCCCAGUCAAGCCGAAACGCUCCCGUGCUAGUGAGGACUCGACUUCCCGCGGGGAGCGGAGCAAGAAGUUAGGGGGCUCUGGUGGCAGCAAUGGGAGCAGCAGUGGAAAGACCGACGGCGGCGGCGGGUCGCGGCGCAGCCUUCAUCUGGACAAGUCUAGCAGCCGAGGUGGUAGCCGCGAGUACGACACCGGUGGGGGCAGCUCCAGUAGCCGCUUGCAUAGUUACAGCUCCCCAAGCACCAAAAAUUCCUCGGGCGGGGGCGAGUCGCGCAGCAGCUCCCGGGGUGGAGGCGGGGAGUCACGUUCCUCUGGGGCCGCCUCUUCAGCUCCUGGCGGCGGGGACGGCGGGGAAUACAAAACAUUGAAGAUAAGCGAGUUGGGGUCUCAGCUGAGUGACGAAGCGGUGGAGGACGGACUGUUUCACGAGUUCAAACGCUUCGGUGAUGUAAGUGUCAAAAUCAGUCAUCUCUCGGGUUCUGGCAGCGGGGAUGAGCGAGUAGCCUUUGUGAACUUCCGGCGGCCAGAGGACGCGCGGGCGGCCAAGCAUGCCAGAGGCCGUCUAGUGCUCUAUGACCGGCCCCUGAAGAUAGAAGCUGUGUAUGUGAGCCGGCGCCGCAGCCGCUCCCCUUUAGACAAAGAUUCUUAUCCUCCAUCAGCCAGUGUUGUCGGGUCCUCUGUAGGUGGUCACCGGCACCCCCCUGGAGGAGGAGGUGGAGGCCAGAGAUCACUUUCCCCUGGUGGCGCAGCCUUGGGAUACAGAGACUACCGGUUGCAGCAGUUGGCUCUUGGCCGCCUGCCCCCUCCACCUCCGCCACCAUUGCCCCGAGACCUGGAGAGGGAGCGAGACUACUUCUAUGAGAGAGUACGCCCAGCCUACAGUCUGGAGCCAAGGGUGGGAGCUGGAGCAGGUGCUGCUCCUUUCAGAGAAGUGGAUGAGAUCUCACCCGAGGAUGAUCAGCGCGCUAACCGGACGCUUUUCUUGGGCAACCUAGACAUCACUGUGACAGAGAGUGAUCUAAGAAGGGCUUUUGACCGUUUCGGAGUCAUCACAGAAGUAGAUAUCAAGAGGCCUUCUCGGGGCCAGACCAGUACCUAUGGCUUUCUCAAAUUUGAGAACCUAGACAUGUCUCACCGGGCCAAACUAGCAAUGUCUGGCAAAAUUAUAAUUCGGAAUCCUAUAAAAAUUGGUUAUGGCAAAGCUACACCCACCACCCGCCUCUGGGUAGGUGGCCUGGGUCCUUGGGUGCCUCUUGCUGCCCUGGCACGGGAGUUUGACCGAUUUGGCACCAUACGCACCAUUGACUACCGCAAAGGUGAUAGUUGGGCGUAUAUCCAGUACGAAAGCCUGGAUGCAGCUCAUGCUGCCUGGACCCAUAUGCGGGGCUUCCCACUUGGUGGCCCAGAUCGUCGCCUUAGAGUAGACUUUGCAGACACAGAACAUCGUUACCAGCAGCAAUAUCUGCAGCCUCUGCCCUUAACUCAUUAUGAACUGGUGACAGAUGCUUUUGGACACCGGGCACCUGACCCUUUGAGGGGUGCUCGGGACAGGACACCACCCUUACUAUACAGAGAUCGUGAUAGGGACCUUUAUCCUGACUCCGAUUGGGUGCCACCCCCGCCCCCAGUUCGUGAACGCAGCACUCGGACUGCAGCUACUGCUGUGCCUGCUUAUGAGCCACUGGAUAGCUUGGAUCGCAGGCGGGAUGGCUGGUCCUUGGACCGGGACAGAGGUGAUCGAGAUCUGCCCAGCAGCAGAGACCAACCUAGGAAGCGAAGGCUGCCUGAGGAGAGUGGGGGACGGCAUCUGGAUAGGUCCCCGGAGAGUGACCGUCCACGAAAACGUCAUUGUGCACCUUCUCCUGACCGCAGUCCAGAACUGAGCAGUAGCCGGGAUCGCUACAACAGUGACAAUGAUCGAUCUUCCCGUCUUCUCUUGGAAAGGCCCUCUCCAAUCAGAGACCGACGAGGUAGUUUGGAGAAGAGCCAGGGUGACAAGCGAGACCGUAAAAACUCUGCAUCAGCUGAACGGGAUAGGAAGCACCGGACAGCUGCUUCCACUGAGGGAAAAAGCCCUCUGAAAAAAGAAGACCGGUCUGAUGGGAGUGCACCCAGCACCAGCACUGCUUCAUCGAAGCUGAAGUCCCCUUCCCAGAAACAGGAUGGGGGGACAGCCCCUGCAGCAGCAGCCUCUCCCAAACUCUGUUUGGCCUGGCAGGGCAUGCUUCUGUUGAAGAACAGCAACUUUCCUUCCAACAUGCAUCUGUUGCAGGGUGACCUCCAGGUGGCUAGUAGUCUUCUUGUGGAGGGCUCAACUGGAGGCAAAGUGGCCCAGCUCAAAAUCACUCAGCGUCUUCGUUUGGACCAGCCCAAGUUGGAUGAAGUAACUCGACGCAUCAAAGUGGCAGGGCCCAAUGGUUAUGCUAUUCUUCUGGCUGUGCCUGGAAGUUCUGAUAGCAGGUCCUCCUCUUCCUCGGCCACCUCAGACACUGCCACCUCUACUCAGAGGCCACUUAGGAACCUCGUGUCCUAUUUAAAGCAAAAGCAGGCCGCUGGGGUGAUCAGCCUCCCUGUGGGGGGCAACAAAGACAAGGAGAACACCGGAGUCCUUCAUGCCUUCCCACCCUGUGAGUUCUCCCAGCAGUUCCUGGAUUCCCCUGCCAAGGCACUGGCCAAAUCUGAAGAAGAUUACCUGGUCAUGAUCAUUGUCCGUGUGUUUGGUUUGGAGAUAGGAGUUAGGUAUGAGAACAAGAAGAGAAAUGGAGCUGACCCUGUUAACAUUCUGGUUAUAGUGAUGUGCCUAAAGGGAGAAAACGAUUUCAGCAAAACUGGUGAACAACGGAUGAAGAUACGGAAUUCAAAGCUCUAAUGGACCUUUUUGAAGAGAAGUUGUGGCUUAUGUGGAGUUUACAUGGGCCUCUUGAUGGAAGAAAGCUAAUCUGUUUAGUAUUUGUGCAUUUUACUAAAAUGGCAGCUUAAAGUUGUGUAUCUGCUAUUGUGAUGCCAAUGCCGGUGUUUUAAGUGGAAAAAAAAUGACCUUGCUUUGUGCUGUGUACACAAGAUUUCUGGAAAAGAAAAACCCUUUUUAUGGCUCACACAGCUUAAAAGUAGCUGUCACUCAAACGUGCGCUCACAGUUGAGCUGCUUUUGUUUUAUUCUAAAUAAAUUGUUUCUUUUGAGGAAAAUGUU